Messenger RNA from Tarenaya hassleriana, 1815 nucleotides. Its product is annotated as dolichyl-diphosphooligosaccharide--protein glycosyltransferase subunit 1B-like. The coding region runs from base 58 to 1455 and encodes 465 amino acids. The transcript is spliced from 8 exons. The record is from RefSeq and is a predicted model, not a curated record. Lineage: Eukaryota; Viridiplantae; Streptophyta; Magnoliopsida; Brassicales; Cleomaceae. Gene Ontology annotation, cellular component: membrane; oligosaccharyltransferase complex.
UCCAUUUCUCGUCAACUGUUGCCGGAGUACCGAGUGACGCCGAGCUGCGACCGCAAAAUGACUGCUCUCGUUGGGGCCUUUUCCAUCAUCCUCGCCAUCUUUCUCUCCCUCCCCGCCGGAUCCUCCUCUCACGAUCUUCAGAUCGUGAAUGCCGAGCGCAGGAUCGAUGUAAGCUCCCAUAUUGUGAAGACCUUCUUAACUCUCAAGGUAGAAAAUACUGGGAAAAACUCUGUUCCAAACAUGCUUCUUGCUUUCCCACCUACCCAAAUCACCCAUUUAGCGACGGUCCAAGCGAUGGCAACUGUGGGAAAGAAGAAGAAGAAACCGACCUACUUGCCACUCGAUGUGAAGCCAACAGAUCAGCCUGAUGCACCGAGCGACACGGGCUAUUUCAGUAUUUUAUUUGCUAAACCGUUAGGUCCAGGUGAAACUCUAUCACUUGAAGUGCUCUAUAUAUUGACUCAUUCCUUGGAACCUUUCCCAGCUGAGAUCAGCGAAUCAGAACCUCAGUUGGUAUACUAUCAUGAUAGUGCGGUUAUUUUAUCGCCAUAUCAUAUCAAGCAACAAACAACAUUUAUUAAGAUGCCUAGUGUUAAAGUGGAAUCUUUCACAAGCGUGGAGCCUGCAAACCGAGCUGGUAAAGAGAUAAAGUAUGGACCAUAUGAGAAUCGCCCUCCAUACUCAUAUGCUCCAAUUAUCAUUCACUUUGAGAAUAGUAGUCCAUUUGCUGUUGUUGAGGAGCUUGUGCGUGAAAUUGAGAUAUCACAUUGGGGUAGCCUUCAAAUAACGGAGAGUUACAGGUUGGCUCAUGGUGGAGCUCGGCAUAAGGGAGUCUUCUCCAGGGUUGAAUAUCAGUCUAGACAUUCUUUGAGUGGUGCGUCGUCUUUCAAAAAUCUCCUGGCUGUACUGCCUCCCAGAGUUGAUUCUGUCUACUACAGGGAUGAAAUAGGAAACAUCUCGUCUUCACGUUUACGUACUGGCUUCCGAAAGUCAGAACUUGAAAUUGAGCCACGAUAUCCAUUACUUGGAGGAUGGAGAGCAACUUUUGUCAUCGGUUAUAGAGUACCACUGGAGGAUUUUCUCUUUGAAUCACCUGACGGCAGGCGCUAUUUGAACUUCACUUUUGGGUGCCCGCUAGUGGAAACUGUCGUAGACAAAUUGACAGUCAAAGUCGUGUUGCCUGAAGGAUCACGAGACCCUUCCGCUGUUGUCCCCUUUCCAGUCGGCCAAGACCUUGAGGUAAAAUAUUCUUACCUCGACGUCGUGGGAAGAACUGUGCUGGUUUUGAAAAAGAAUAAUACGGUUCCUACUCACAAUGUUCCCUUUCAGGUUUACUACACUUUCAAACCGAUAUUUAUGCUUGCGGAGCCAUUCAUGCUGGUAUCAGCUUUCUUCUUGUUCUUUGUGGCAUCUCUUGCUUACAUACACAUCGAUCUCACGAUAGGUGGAAAGUAGAAGAAGCCCUCAAAAGAGGUACACUUUUCGAAUCUAGUUCACAGCAGUUUCAUGAGUGGGGCUCGAGUUAUCGGAUGACUGUCACUACAUACAUCUCUAGACGCAUUGCGAGUUCGUUACACCAUCCGAUACAGCGGUCUUGACUCGGUAAUUCUCUAUUCUUGCGUGUUUUAUAUGGCUGUAGUCUUAUUAGAGCUUUCUUUGGUUGUGAACUUGUUUCCACUUUUUUGCUCAAAACACCGCUUUGUUAGGGAAAAACACCGCUUAUUCACAAGAAAAACAGGGGUGAGUCAAAUACUUCUUAGUAUAUGUGAAAGAAAGACAAUACAAGAAUGAGUAUCUUUCAGUGGGAGUGGUCAA